UUCAUUUGGAUUUAAACUUGCAACUUGUUCAGACUUGUCGUCUUGAGGACUUGUUGGAGUGUGUGUCUGUGUGAUAAACACCUACUUAGCCAGCAUUUAUAUAUAUACGAGAUAUACUAUUAAGUGCCCGCGAUGAAAUUCCUAAUCUGUGCGGUGCUUGCUGUGGCGUCCUACGUGGCUGCCGCGGACGUGAAAUUGGAGGAAGGAGUCAUUGUAGCGACAGUAGACAACUUCAAACAAGUGAUUGCCGAUAAUGAAUUUGUGCUCGUCGAGUUCUACGCACCAUGGUGUGGACACUGCAAAGCUCUGGCACCCGAAUACGCCAAGGCUGCUCAACAACUGGCUGAAAAGGAGUCGCCCAUCAAGCUUGCCAAGGUCGAUGCUACCGUUGAGGGAGAGCUCGCCGAGCAGUACCAGGUGCGUGGCUACCCCACGCUGAAGUUCUUCCGCAACGGCUCGCCCGUUGAGUAUGGUGGUGGACGUCAAGCCGCUGACAUUAUUUCCUGGGUGACCAAGAAGACUGGUCCACCAGCCAAGGACUUGACCAGUGUGGCUGAUGCCGAGCAAUUCCUUAAGGACAAUGAGAUUGCCAUUAUUGGUUUCUUCAAGAAUGUUGAGUCCGAUGAAGCCAAGGUCUUCACCAAGGCCGCCAACGCUUUGGAUUCCUUUGUCUUUGGUAUUACCAGCAACGCUGAUGUCAUUGCCAAGUAUGAGGCCAAAAACAAUGGCGUCAUGCUGUUCAAGCCCUUCGAUGACAAGAAAUCCGUGUUUGAUGGUGAGAUGACCGAGGAGAGUCUGAAAAAGUUCGCCCAGGUGCAGUCACUGCCUUUGAUUGUUGAGUUCAACCACGAAUCGGCUGCCAAGAUCUUUGGCGGUUCCAUCAAGUCGCAUCUGCUGUUCUUCGUUUCCAAGGAAGCCGGACACAUUGAGGAGUAUGUGGAUCCCCUCAAGGAGAUUGCCAAGAAACACCGUGAAGAUAUUCUGUUCGUUACCAUCUCUUCGGAUGAGGAGGAUCACACACGAAUCUUUGAGUUCUUCGGCAUGAACAAGGAGGAGGUACCCACCAUUCGUCUCAUCAAGCUGGAGGAGGAUAUGGCCAAGUACAAGCCUGAAUCCAACGAUCUGUCCGCCGCUUCUAUUGAGGCCUUCCUGCAAAAGUUCCUUGAUGGUAAACUUAAGCAACAUUUGUUAUCGCAAGACCUGCCCGAGGACUGGGACAAACAGCCCGUCAAGGUGCUCGUCUCCAGCAACUUCGAAAGUGUCGCUUUGGACAAGAGCAAGAAUGUUCUGGUUGAGUUCUAUGCACCAUGGUGCGGUCACUGCAAACAGCUUGCUCCCAUCUAUGACCAGUUGGCUGAAAAGUACAAGGAUAAUGAGGACAUUGUCAUUGCCAAAAUGGACUCGACUGCCAACGAGUUGGAGAACAUUAAGAUCUCAUCUUUCCCCACCAUUAAGUACUUCCGCAAGGAUGACAACAAAGUUAUCGACUACAAUUUGGACAGGACUCUGGAUGACUUCGUCAAGUUCUUGGAUGCCAAUGGUGAGGUUGCUGAUGCCGAGCCCACCGAGGAGAGCGAAGAUGAUGAAGAGGCUGCGCCCAAGAAGGACGAGUUGUAAACUAAGAAAUACAACAAAAAGCUAUAAAUCCAACAUCUACACUAAAGCACACACACACAUACAUACACACACACUUACAACAAAUAGUAACGUACAUUCUGUAGUUUAUUCUUGUGAUCGUCUCCGGGCUGCGAUUCCAAUGAGUUUUUAUCAUUGCGCCCCCACAGUCCUGGCUUCGCUCAACUUAAAGCCCAACUUGUUUGCCUAAAGAAAAAGAAAUUUGCUUAAAUUUGUUGUAAUUACAACGAUAUUUCGCGCAAAAUUCUAACAUGAUUAGCGUUUUGCAUUUGGCUGCGCCAUUUCGGCGCUAAUUCCUGUUUGAAAAUGCGUAGCUUAGGAUUCAGUUUUAAUGAAGUGUUAAUCGAGAAUUGAAAAUGAUAAAUUUUGUAAUUGUAAAUCUUCUUUUAAGUUUUCUAUACAUUUUGGAAUUUGUAGAAGCAUUGAGAAAGAACUGAUUAAGGACUUAACAAAUAAAGUUGGUAACAACAUUAAAAACGAGA
Molecule: messenger RNA, 2117 nt
Organism: Drosophila busckii
Lineage: Eukaryota; Metazoa; Arthropoda; Insecta; Diptera; Drosophilidae
Gene: Pdi
Product: protein disulfide-isomerase
Exons: 2
Coding region: 133-1617 (494 amino acids)
Biological process (GO): response to endoplasmic reticulum stress; protein folding
Cellular component (GO): endoplasmic reticulum
Molecular function (GO): protein disulfide isomerase activity
Source: RefSeq, a predicted model, not a curated record